Molecule: messenger RNA, 1846 nt
Organism: Exophiala oligosperma
Lineage: Eukaryota; Fungi; Ascomycota; Eurotiomycetes; Chaetothyriales; Herpotrichiellaceae
Product: actin, gamma
Exons: 5
Coding region: 384-1511 (375 amino acids)
Source: RefSeq, a predicted model, not a curated record
CCGCCUUUCGCAUCCCGACGGUACUGUGCCGUAUAGCUGAAGUACGACUAAUACCGACUAGGUGCAAGUGGUGUUCCUGUCGGCGCAGCAGCAAUCGAGCUUCGGUCACUCACCAACAGCGGUCAGAUCAGCUUGGGUCUUGGCGCCUGCCCACUCACUGGCCACCGCCUCCCUCUCCUCCUACCGCUUGCUGUUCAAAUCCAUCCUAUCUUACCUUCCUGACAUUCCAUUCUCAGCUUUGUCCUUGACCUCACUCUACAACAUCUUCUGCUCGUGUAUUUCGGAGGGUUCUUGUGCCUUCGUUGUUUCGAGUUCUCGCAAACCCCUCGCACAACAACCGCUUCUCAUCUUAUCGUCACUCAAUCCUCACACAAGUCAUCACAAUGGAAGAAGAAGUUGCAGCUCUCGUCAUUGACAAUGGCUCUGGUAUGUGCAAAGCUGGCUUUGCUGGUGAUGAUGCGCCACGAGCAGUUUUCCCAUCCAUUGUCGGUCGACCCCGUCACCAUGGUAUCAUGAUUGGUAUGGGCCAAAAAGACUCCUACGUUGGUGACGAGGCCCAAUCCAAGCGUGGUAUCCUCACCCUCAGAUAUCCUAUUGAACACGGUGUGGUCACAAACUGGGAUGAUAUGGAAAAGAUCUGGCAUCACACUUUCUACAACGAGCUGCGUGUCGCUCCAGAGGAGCACCCGGUCUUGUUGACCGAAGCCCCCAUCAACCCCAAGUCCAACCGAGAGAAGAUGACCCAGAUCGUCUUCGAGACCUUCAAUGCACCUGCUUUCUACGUCUCCAUUCAGGCCGUUCUGUCCCUCUACGCUUCCGGUCGUACCACCGGUAUCGUGCUCGACUCCGGUGAUGGUGUCACCCACGUUGUCCCCAUCUACGAAGGUUUCGCUCUUCCUCACGCCAUCUCUCGUGUCGACAUGGCUGGUCGUGAUUUGACCGACUACCUGAUGAAGAUUCUGGCAGAGAGAGGUUACACUUUCUCCACCACCGCCGAGCGAGAAAUCGUCCGAGACAUCAAGGAGAAGCUUUGCUACGUUGCGCUCGAUUUCGAGCAGGAAAUUCAAACCGCUUCCCAGAGCUCCAGCUUGGAGAAGUCGUACGAACUUCCUGAUGGUCAAGUCAUCACCAUUGGCAACGAACGAUUCCGAGCUCCUGAAGCUCUCUUCCAGCCAAGCGUUCUUGGUCUCGAAUCUGGCGGUAUCCACGUCACCACUUUCAACUCCAUCAUGAAGUGUGACGUUGAUGUCCGUAAAGAUCUUUACGGCAACAUCGUCAUGUCUGGCGGUACAACCAUGUACCCUGGUAUCUCCGACCGAAUGCAGAAGGAAAUCACUGCUCUUGCCCCAUCCUCCAUGAAGGUCAAGAUCAUUGCACCUCCCGAGCGUAAAUACUCCGUCUGGAUCGGUGGCUCUAUCCUGGCGUCUCUUUCCACCUUCCAGCAGAUGUGGAUCUCCAAGCAAGAGUACGACGAGAGUGGUCCUUCAAUCGUCCACCGCAAGUGCUUCUAAACGUUUCGCAAGCACAUUGAAAUGCUUGUUUCUCCGGAUGACACGCAGCAACCUUUUCGAGACAGUAGUGCACGAAUUCAAGAUUUUGAUGAGACCAAUGGCAUGCGGAGCAUAGAAUUGUGGUGAUCGAUCAGUUGAUGGAAGGUUUCCAAAACAAAAAAGUAUUUGUGGAACUAGCACGGAAGUCAGGCGCGUCUCAUACACAGAAUGGAGGAUGCGGGAUACAUUGAGACAUGUAUUAAGAGCAAAGUCACACCUUCAAUGAGGUAGCACCAUUCCAAUAGUGUCUAGACUGCAAUGCUAGCCGUUAAUGUUUCAAACAAUGCACACCUAAA